This is a messenger RNA of Jaculus jaculus (lesser Egyptian jerboa), 894 nucleotides long. Its product is annotated as glutamine synthetase-like. Gene Ontology annotation, cellular component: cytoplasm. Gene Ontology annotation, molecular function: glutamine synthetase activity. Bases 1 to 894 code for a protein of 297 amino acids. Lineage: Eukaryota; Metazoa; Chordata; Mammalia; Rodentia; Dipodidae. The record is from RefSeq and is a predicted model, not a curated record. The transcript has a single exon.
AUGUACCGCCUCCCACUUGCCAUGUUUCCUGACCCUUUCCGCAAGGAUCCCAACAAGCUGGUGUUCUGUGAAGUUCUCAAAUAUAAUUGGAAGCCUGCCGAGACCAAUUUAAGGCACACCUGUAAGCGGAUCAUGGACAUGGUCAGCAACCAGCACCCCUGGUUUGGAAUGGAGCAGGAAUACGCUCUCUUGGGGACGGAUGGGCACCCCUUUGGUUGGCCUUCCAGUGGCUUCCCUGGGCCCCAAGGCCUGCAUGACUGUGGUGUGGGAGCCAACAAAGCCUAUGGCAGAGACAUGGUGGAGGCUCACUACCGGGCCUGCUUGUAUGCUGGAGUCAAGAUCUCAGGAACAAAUGCCAAGGUCAUGCCUUCCCAGUGGGAAUUCCAAAUUGGACCCUGUGAAGUAAUCCACCUGGGAGAUCACCUGUGGGUGGCCCACUUGAUCUUGCAUCAUGUAUGUGAAGGCUUUGGCGUGAUAGCAACCUUUGGUCCUGAGCCCAUUCCUGGGAACUGGAACGGCGCAGGCUGCCAUACCGACUUCAGCACGAAGGCCAUGCGGGAGGAGAGUGGUCUGAAGUACAUUGAGAAGGCCAUUGAGAAACUCAGCAAGUGGCACCAGUACCAGGUCCGUAGCUACCAUCCCAAGGGAGGCCUGGGCAAUGCCCGGCACCUGACUGGCUUCCACAAGACCUCCAACAUCAAUGACUUUUCCACUGGUGUUGCCAACUGCAGCGCCAGCAUCCGCAUUCCCCAGUGUGUCGGCCAGGAGAAGAGGGGUUAUUUCAAAGACUGGCGCCCUUCUGCCAACUGCGACCCCUUGGCAGUGACAGAAGCCAUCAUCCUUACAUGUCUUCUCAAUGAGACCAGCGACGAGCCCUUCCAGUACAAAAACUAA